UCAGUUUACUACCUGUAGUUGUGUAGUGCAGUGUAGUCAUAUGCACGUUUAAAAAUUUAAUCUAAGUUUAUUACGUGAAACAUAAAAACACAAGAACAAAAAGUAAUAUACGAUCGGAUUCCUGGAAAAUAAUAUUCACUGAACGUAUUAAUGGUUAAGGCAACAAAAUACGUCGUCAAAAGACAUUUUCAAGGAGUUCCCAAAAAGGAUGACUUUGAACUUGUCGAAUAUGAAUUGCCGCAGCUGAAAACCGGUCAUUUCGUCGUGAAAGCGGAAUGGAUCAGUGUCGAACCUUAUUUUAGAGCCUACAACUAUGGUACACCAACUCCCUACGACCAGUUCGGCUAUCAAAUAGGUACAGUUACAGAGUCAAAGAACCCAGACUUUCCAGUUGACUGCAGGGUGGUUACUCAUAAGGGAUGGUGUGACUACAGCGUGGUUACCAAUUUAAAGGAAACCUUCAGUAAUGUUCAUAUAUUGCCAGAUUAUCAAGGUCUACCCAUUGAGUUGGCUUUGGGAGCUUUAGGCAUGUCUGGAGUCACUGCUUACUUUGGGUUUCUCGAAAUCUGUAAACCGAAAGCUGGCGAGACCGUGGUUGUAACAGGAGCAGCAGGUGCGGUGGGAUCUAUUGUAGGACAGAUUGCAAAGAUUAAAGGGUGCAGAGUUAUUGGAUUCACUGGCUCCGAUGACAAAGUGCAAUGGCUCGAGAAGGAACUAGGAUUCGACAAAGCUAUAAACUACAAGACUGCGGAUGUUAAUAAAGCUUUAAAAGACGCAGCUCCAAAAGGAGUGGAUUGUUAUUUUGACAAUGUAGGCGGGGAGCUGACUGCUGCUAUUUAUAAGCAUAUGAAUUUGUAUGGAAGAGUUUCUCUCUGUGGUUGCAUUAGUUCGUACAAUGAGGACCCAACCACGUAUAAGACAACAUCACUGCUGCCGCUAAUCUUAUUCAAACAGCUAAAAGUUGAGGGUUUUUUAGUAACCAGGUGGUUAGAACCAGAAGGCAGGGAGCCAGAAGCGAUCACUGCUCUAGCACAGUGGAUAAAACAAGGCAAGAUAAAAACAAGAAGUCAUGUAACUGAAGGGUUUGAUAAGCUAUAUGAUGCCUUUGUCGGUAUGCUCGCUGGAGAAAACACGGGAAAGGCUGUUGUAAAAGUUUGAUAAUAUGUUAUUAUUGCAACUGUUUAAAAAGUAAGUAUUGCAAACUAUUUGAAAUUUACUUGUUAUGGAAUAUGACUUGGUGCCUAUGAGAUUUAAAAAUGAUCAUAAAACAGAUUCAGAAAUCUGAGGCCAGGACCUAAAGAGGUUGUAGCGCCACUGAUUUAUUUUUUAUAUAGAUAAUGGUGUAUCGUUUCUAUAAGUAAGUAUUCAGUAUUUGUUUCAAGUCAUAAUUAUAUUCACGAUUGUUCUGACAUUACCUACAGAAGUGCCUAUUUAGAUGUCAUAAAGGUUAAGGUCAAUGCAGACUUCAGAAGAGAACGUAAAAAUAAAAUUUUAAAAUUUUACGUUCAUUGUUGUGUAACAACUUUAUCUUACUGAUUGUUAAUUCUAUCAGUCGAUUUUAAUAAAUUUGGCCUUGAAACAUAGAAUCUUAAGUACGCGUUUAUCACAAAUCAGUAAUUAAUAUCUAAUUAUUAUUAUGUAAAUUUAAAAAGAAACUAGUUUUAAUGUUUAAAAUAUUGAUAACAGCAAGAAAGAUGGUAAAGGCAAGAAAGUAUGUGGGAAAACAAUGUUUUCAAGGACUUCCAAAACGCGAAGAUGACGAAUUAGUUGAUGAUAUUUUACCAAUAAGAACGGGUUUUUUUUUUUAAUUUCAAUAGAUAAGUAUAGAUCGUUACCUUCAUGUCUACAACCCUUUCCUACAAGUGGCAUACGACCAGUUCAGUUCAUAAAUGAUAUUCAAAUGGAUAAAAAAAUACUAAAACAAAAUUAUAUCGUUUCAUUAAAAUUCGCUGCUUCGUCUCAUAUUGAGUUAAUUGGGUUAAUUAAACAUUAAAAUGGAGAGCUAAAUGCUUGAAUAAAAUUAUUUACAGAAAUGAGGGGCAUCUUCACGAAAUGUUCAAUGAAUUUUAAACAUUGUUUCGGAAUAGUCCAAGCCAGAAAAAUAAUUUCAAAUGAUUGUUGAAUAGUUAAAACCCUUUUAGUAAAUAAUUUAGUAAUUCACCUUGAGCAAUUAAUUGGUACUAAAUAGUUUAUUUAUUUUAUGCUUUUUAUGAAUUCAUUUUAUUUGUUAUUCGUUGGUAAUUUGUUUAGACUUAGAUUUUGUUAUGUUGGAAUCUAGAAAAAGGUGCUUAUAAUAUAGUACGUUUAAUAAAAUAUUGAUCGUGUGUAAUUUAUAAAUUACUAUACGCUUAUUGUCAUUAUUAGUUUCCGUUUUUGAGUAUUACUGUGAUUUUUCUUGUUUUAACUUUUUUGGGUUGUAUAAAUAUAUAGUCGAUGAGGAUCAAUAAUGUAAGUAUAAAUGCUUUCUAUGUAA
Messenger RNA from Pieris rapae (cabbage white), 2473 nucleotides. Its product is annotated as prostaglandin reductase 1-like. Gene Ontology annotation, biological process: prostaglandin metabolic process. The record is from RefSeq and is a predicted model, not a curated record. The coding region runs from base 151 to 1158 and encodes 335 amino acids. Gene Ontology annotation, cellular component: cytoplasm. Lineage: Eukaryota; Metazoa; Arthropoda; Insecta; Lepidoptera; Pieridae. Gene Ontology annotation, molecular function: 15-oxoprostaglandin 13-reductase [NAD(P)+] activity; 2-alkenal reductase [NAD(P)H] activity. The transcript has 2 exons.